Messenger RNA from Staurois parvus, 348 nucleotides. Lineage: Eukaryota; Metazoa; Chordata; Amphibia; Anura; Ranidae. The record is from the annotation of a GenBank genome assembly.
AAGAUCAGAAAGAGCCGAAGACGUCGGCUCUGUCAUGUGAUCAUCUGUGUCCAAGCAUAGCUGAUCACAUGGUACAUGUACACUGAUCAUCAGGGCACUGAUGAUCAGUGUGCCCUGAUUAUCAGUGUAGCCCCAUCAGUGCCAUCUGUCAGUGUCCAUCAAUGCCACCUGCCAGUGCCCAUCAGUGUCACAUCAUCAAUGCCACAUAUCAGUGCCUACCAGUGCACAUCAAUGCCACAUAUCAGUGCCCAUCUAAGCUGCCUUUCAGUGUCACCCAUCAGUGCCAGUCAGUGCCGCCUAUCAGUGCCCAUCAGUGCCGCCUAUCAGUGCCGCCUAACAGUGCCAUAU